AUGUCCGAACACUUCUCAACGUCAGCAGUUUCUUAUGCUGGCGCUCUGCUUACUGCCGAAACAGGUGUGGAGACACCAUCUCAGGCUUCAAGGAGGAUAAAAAAGACAGAGGGCUCUUCGGAGGAUAACAGUUUCGCGAUUCAAGGCGAUAACGGGUUUAAAAAUGAAGAUUACCGUUGUGGUGGUCCGGGUCUUGUAAGGCUCCCGACACUCAACGAAAUUUUAAAACCCAAUGAGCCCCUCCAUAUACUAUACCACGAGGAGCUGGUAGGUUCACUAAGAGAUAUACUUGAAAAGUGGAAUGUUGAUUCCAGAUUUAUACAUUUAGUAAGACGAUAUCAUGCUAGAGACAGCCCUGAGUCGUCUAUGGAAUGUAUUGUUGUUUCUGCUAAGAAACAUAAACUUGAUGACUCUUGGCUUAAUGCUUGCCGAGAGAUUCGUGACCUUUUUCUGGAACAUGGCAGGGUAAGAUUGCAAAUCGAAAUUUCUGACGAAAGGGCUCUCGAGCCGAUUAUCUCGCGAUCAAUUUCAAGCAACGACCCAUUUGUGCACGACAUCAAAGCGAAACUUGGAGGGAGCCUCGGAAUGCAAGGAAAAUCCACUUCAUCAUUCACUUUUGGAGGGUUUCUUGAAUUACAAUUCCAUCGCAACCACCAAUGGAAAAGAUUUGGGCUGACAAAUUUCCAUUUUAUGACAAAUGAUCAUUACCUUGAUGAUUGGAAAAGCCAGGGAAUCAUGCCUGGUGACUCUAGAAAUCACCUUACUAUUGACCACCCAAGUCGUGGUGAUUAUAACAAGUCUAUAAAGCAUUAUGAGAAAGAGGCUUCAAGCAUUCGAACCCAGGAAUAUUAUGAGACCAAGAAGCGCAUGGAAAACAAAGACCCGUCUCUUUCUAGGAUAAAGGUAGCUAACUUCAAACAUGACACCGACCUUAUGAACGGGUAUAUCAGGAUGGCCAGGCUUGCAAAUGAAUUUUACCUGGAAGGAUGCCAGUACCUAGGAAAGGUUUACGCAGCCUCCGGAUAUAGGAUAACCCCAAAGGACCUGCCCAGAAGCUGCCGAGAACGAUAUUAUCCGGCAGAUAACACGGUUAUACAAGGUGCCACCAAUCUAAAUGCUGAUAUGCCUUUGUGUAAGAUCGGUAGUCGAACAGGUUUCACAGAAGGCAGACUCGGUGCUCUGCAUGUUACUGAUCUACAAAGCUGGUCAAAAAACCCGGAUGGAAGCUGGAACAAGGUCCGUGGUUCACUUCAUGAGAUUUUUCCUGUUGCUCCCCGAGGGACGUUUGGCGAUCCUCCCGGGGAUUCUGGUGAUAUCAUGAUGGACCGAAACGGCUCAUUUGUCGGACUUUAUGUUGGAGGAUUCCUGGAAAGCGGAACUGGUUAUUUUAUGGAAGCGAAGGAUUUAUUCGAGGAUAUUAGAGCCAUUACUGGUGCGACUGAUGUCAAGGUCCCAUAG
Molecule: messenger RNA, 1458 nt
Organism: Trichophyton rubrum CBS 118892
Lineage: Eukaryota; Fungi; Ascomycota; Eurotiomycetes; Onygenales; Arthrodermataceae
Exons: 3
Coding region: 1-1458 (485 amino acids)
Source: RefSeq, a predicted model, not a curated record